AACACGGUCCUGCUGUCAAAAUCACAUCUUAUCUAGAAAAAAUGAAGACAGGAUCACAACAUGAGUCAGAGUUCCCAGCUGGUGUGAAAAACUGGACAAAGGAGCAAGUGGCCGAGUGGUUACUGCAGCACGGGAAGGUCGAUGGCAGGAAGGCAGAACGAUUCAAAGAGGAAGACGUGUCUGGAGAUUGCCUUGUUUGCUUCGGGAAGCAGGAUUUCCUGGAUCUGGAGCUGAAAAAGGGUCCUGCUGUAAAGAUUCUGAAAGAGCUGGAUCAACUGAAAAAUAAACCAGAGCCGACACCGUGUCGCGUCCUUCCUAUCGGCACAGAGCAAAAUGAAUCUCUGCAGAAAAAUCUGCCACCGGAGAAACCUCCAAAACAGAAGAAAACUCCUAAAGAGGUGGAGGCACUAACGCCACAAAGGAAGACAAAAGAAACAGCUGAGAACCCGUCUGUGGUAAUUAAAACCACCCUGGAUAAACUGGGAAGAAAUAAACUAAAAUCUUUUAAAUUCCACCUCAGAAAUUACAACAAGGAAGGCUAUAACUCUGUUCCUCAGAGCAAACUGGAGGAUAAAGACACGGUGGACAUCGCUACCUUACUGACCGCUCACUAUGGCUGCGAGGACGCUUUACAGGUCACACGAGACAUUCUAAAGAAAAUAAAUCAGCGUGAUCUUGGUUCGCAGCUUGAGAGCACGAUUGGAGUGAAGGAGACUCGCGCAAGUUCUACUGAAAGUGAGGAGGAAACGGACGAGUCAGAGACGCCUCCAAGAACAAAUCGUAAAAAACGGAAGAAAAAGAAAAAAAGAUCUUGUCUUUGUUUCAUAAAUGUCAAAAUACAUUUACCGUCCUGCUUUGACCAAUCAUCCUUACACUGUGGUGGCAGCCAAACGUUAGAAGGAGAAGAGCUUGAUUUGAACUCACAGAGCCCAAAAUUGUUCAAUGAUAAAUAAGUAAAUAAGCUAAUAAAGUUAUAGAACAGUAAUUAAUGCUAGAAUAUUUUAUAUUUUGAAACCUGCAUCAUUUAUGUUUGCAAGCUAGAAGUCUUAGUUUGUAGACCCCAGGAAGGAUAGCUGUUGCUUCGGCUACAGGGAUCUAAUAAAUGAAAUCGGACCCUCGAGGGGCAUAUGCCCCCUUUUGUAGAUUUUAUAGUUAAAUGCAUUAAUCUGGGGCCGUAUUACAGAAAGUCUUAAGUAAAGACAG
Molecule: messenger RNA, 1203 nt
Organism: Micropterus dolomieu (smallmouth bass)
Lineage: Eukaryota; Metazoa; Chordata; Actinopteri; Centrarchiformes; Centrarchidae
Exons: 3
Coding region: 42-953 (303 amino acids)
Cellular component (GO): cytoplasm
Molecular function (GO): protein binding
Source: RefSeq, a predicted model, not a curated record